Magnolia sinica is the source of this 1155-nucleotide messenger RNA. RefSeq names its product delta(3,5)-Delta(2,4)-dienoyl-CoA isomerase, peroxisomal-like. The transcript has 3 exons. The record is from RefSeq and is a predicted model, not a curated record. Gene Ontology annotation, cellular component: peroxisome. Bases 64 to 900 code for a protein of 278 amino acids. NCBI's taxonomy places the organism in Eukaryota, Viridiplantae, Streptophyta, Magnoliopsida, Magnoliales, Magnoliaceae. Gene Ontology annotation, molecular function: delta(3,5)-delta(2,4)-dienoyl-CoA isomerase activity.
UGUUCAUCUACCCUUUCUCUCUUCCAUCUCUUUUCCAUUUCUCUUCCAUUUCUCUACUUAAGAAUGGAAAAAGCCAUGGACUUCAGUACCCUCGAAAUAGUUCAGAAAUUCCCAAACUGCCCCGUCUUCCAUCUCUUCUUAAACAACCCCUCUCGCCACAACGCUCUUACCCUUCCCUUCUUUUCCGAAUUCCCAAAAGCCAUAUCUCUGCUGGACGAAUCUCCUUCCGUCCGUCUCAUCGUAUUGUCUGCUCGCGGCAACAAUUUCUGCUCCGGAAUCGACAUCUCAGCCCUAGAUUUCAUUUCCAAGCCCCAACAGUCCGACGACGCUGGACGGAUCAGAGAACGUCUCCGUCGUCAGAUCAAGGGUAUGCAGGACGCUGUAUCGGCUCUGGAGCAGUGCCGGAAGCCGAUAGUCGCCGAAAUAAACGGAGCUUGUAUCGGUGGCGGGAUCGAUAUCGUAACGGCUUGUGAUAUCAGGUAUUGCACUGAGAAGACGUUCUUCUCGGUGAAGGAGGUGGAUCUGGGCCUUGCGGCGGACCUUGGGACGCUCCAGCGGCUGCCCAGGAUCGUUGGUUUUGGAAAUGCGAUGGAGUUGGCCUUGACAGGCAGGAGGUUCUACGGCGCAGAGGCUAAGGAGCUGGGCCUCGUCUCCAGGGUCUUUGCGUCCAAGGAGGAGAUGGAAGAGGGUGUGAGAGUGAUUGCUGAGGCCAUAGCAGCGAAGUCGCCCCUUGCAGUCACCGGGACAAAACAGGUGCUGCUCAGGAGCAGGGAUAUGACUGUCGAUCAAGGUUUGGACUACGUGGCGACAUGGAACUCGGCGAUGCUUAUUUCGGAUGACCUUGGGGAGGCCAUCUCAGCCUAUACUCAAAAGAGAAAACCCGUCUUCGCGAAGCUCUGAUGAGGCAGGGCAAAGGUGCCAUCUUAAGACACGAGUGUUGUUGUUGUUGUUGUUGUUGUUGCUUUGAUGAGAGUAAUGAUAGAAAUAACAAGAAAGAAAUAAUGGAGAGAUAGAAAAGGAAUUUGGAAAAUUGAAGACAUUCUCUAAUAUUAUGUGGAAUGUAGAGACAUUAAUCUCUCUGAUUCAAUCUUGUAUAGAUGUGGUGACUUGUUUUGUUUCGGGCUGAAAUGGAUACGAUUUGAACGGUUUUUCCCA